GCUUUGGUGUUGUUUGUGUGAGUUGUGUACUCUAUCUAAGUAUUGUUGUAUAGAUUGUCUUUAUAUAGUCUUUGCUCUGUGUCAAGUGAAACCUUAAAUUGAAGUUUCAAAUCAUAAUAAUGUCAUCAGGAGAAGAAGACGAGUAUGGAAAGUUUAGUAAAGAGAUGUUACAAUUGCAAGAAGCGAUGAAGUCGUCAGGGUACUCCUUUGGACAAGUUAGUGGCUGGGAUGAUGAUACACAAGAAAUAGAUGAUGACUCUAACCCCAAAAGCGGUCCGGAACGGGAAAUCCUCAGGGCUGCGGAGACGGGCAACCUGGGCGUUGUCCAGAGGCUGCUGGAGACGGACCUGCAACUGAUGCACGUCAGGGACAAGGAUGGCUACACCCCUCUGCACCGGGCUUGCUACAACGACCACAUAGAUGUGGUUAACCACCUCCUGCUGAAGGGCGCCAACAUCCGGGCGGAGACGGAGGAUGGCUGGCAGCCGCUGCACUCGUCCUGCAUGUGGAACAACUACCGAUGCGUCGCCAAGCUGCUGGACCACGGAGCGGAUAUCAACGCCACCAGCAAAGGAGGACAGACGCCCCUGCACUUGGCAGCGUCGAACGGCCAAGCUAAGGAGACGCUCCAGCUGCUCCUGAUGAACCCGUACAUACGUGUGGAAGCUCGCAAUGCCAGCAAUGAGACGGCUUCAAAUAUCGCAAUGAGAAGCAACAAGCACUACCGUCUGUUUGAGAUGGUCGAACCCUGCUUGUCUACUCUUUAAAGAAAGUUGUGUCCUGAGUUACUAGUUUUCUCUGCAUUUUGUCAUCAAUCAGUGUUAAUAAAUACAUUUUUAUCUAAGAACAUAAAUUUAUUUAUAUUUUU
Bacillus rossius redtenbacheri is the source of this 868-nucleotide messenger RNA. Its product is annotated as ankyrin repeat domain-containing protein 49-like. Gene Ontology annotation, biological process: positive regulation of protein catabolic process; protein ubiquitination. Bases 120 to 767 code for a protein of 215 amino acids. The record is from RefSeq and is a predicted model, not a curated record. Gene Ontology annotation, molecular function: protein binding. NCBI's taxonomy places the organism in Eukaryota, Metazoa, Arthropoda, Insecta, Phasmatodea, Bacillidae. The transcript is spliced from 4 exons.